This is a messenger RNA of Sclerotinia sclerotiorum 1980 UF-70, 1641 nucleotides long. RefSeq lists its product as hypothetical. Bases 1 to 1641 code for a protein of 546 amino acids. Lineage: Eukaryota; Fungi; Ascomycota; Leotiomycetes; Helotiales; Sclerotiniaceae. The record is from RefSeq and is a predicted model, not a curated record. The transcript has 7 exons.
AUGUCUUGGCAAGAGAUUGCAAAAGAUAAGAAAGAGAGAAUCGACGCCAGUAUUCCUCUGGGAUGGCGUCUGAAACAUCAGCCUACUGAUGCUUCUGUGAUGGGAUACACUGGCACUGCUGAUAUCAUGUCUCUUGACGAGGUCGCCAUCACAAACUCAUCAGCUACUGAUCUCGUGGCCAAGAUGGCAAAGGGUGAAUUGACUUCUGUUGCAGUAACAACGGCAUUUUGCAAAAGGGCCGCAUUAGCUCAUCAACUUCUCAAUUGCGCACUUGAAUUCUUCCCUGAGAUGGCUCUUGCGAGAGCUAGAGAGUUAGACGAGUAUCUUAAGAAAACUGGAAAAACGGUUGGUCCACUUCAUGGUCUACCGAUCUCCUUGAAGGAUCAAUUUAGGAUCGAGGGCCUUGAAACAUGUAUGGGAUAUGUUUCAUGGAUUGGAAAAUACGAAGAUCAUAAUUCGAUACUUGUGAGACUAUUACUCCAAGCCGGCGCCGUAUUUUAUGUUAAAACCAACGUGCCCCAAAGUUUAAUGUGUGGUGAAACUAUCAAUAAUGUUAUCGGGAGGACAGUGAACCCUCAUAACAAGAACUGGUCUUGCGGUGGUUCUUCAGGAGGCGAAGGCGCAAAUGUUGCAUUCCGAGGCGGAAUUAUUGGGGUGGGAACUGAUAUCGGUGGUUCGAUUCGUAUACCUGCCGCGUUCAAUUUCCUGUAUGGUCUACGUCCAAGUCAUGGGCGUCUUCCCUAUGGAAAGAUGGCAAAUAGUAUGGAGGGUCAGGAAACUGUGCAUAGUGUUUGUGGUCCUAUUGCACAUUCGAUAGCUGAUAUCCGAUUAUUUGUGCAAGCGGUCCUGGCGGAAGAACCGUGGAAAUUUGAUGCUAAAGUUGUUCCUAUGCCAUGGCGACAGUCGGAAGCCGAUGUUAUAAAGUCUAGAAUUUUAGAUGGUGGCUUGACGAUAGGAUACUAUGAUUGUGAUGCUGUUGUUCUACCUCAUCCUCCUGUCCUCCGUGGCAUUAAGACAGUCAUCGAUGCUCUAAAGAAGAACGGCCAUGAAGUAUUUAAAUGGACACCAUACAAGCAUGACCAUGCCCAAAAUCUCAUAAACGCAAUAUAUGGCGCAGAUGCCGGAAAAGACAUCCACGGCGUUCUUUCCGCAUCAGGCGAGCCCGCCAUCCCGAACAUAUCAGAUUUUGUCAACCCAAACAGCACCCCUCUUUCCCUCAACCAACUCUGGGACGUACAUCUCCAAAAAUGGACAUACCAAUGCGAAUACCUCGAGCAAUUUCGAGCGAUGGAAGAAAAGCUCGGAAGGGAAAUCGAUGCUAUUGUGGCUCCUGUAGCCCCUACGGCGGCGGUGCGUCAUGAUCGUUAUAUGCAUUAUGCAUAUACGACUGUGAUUAAUCUGUUAGAUUUUACGAGUGUGGUUGUGCCGGUUUUGUUUGCGGAUAGGGUGGUGGAUGGGAGGAUGGAAGGGUUUGAGGCGUUGAGUGAGAUUGAUGGGGUUGUGCAGGGGGAAUAUGAUCCCGAGGCGUAUCAUGGGGCACCGGUUGCAGUUCAGGUUAUCGGGAGACGAUUAACUGAAGAGAGAAUUUUGGAGAUUGCGGAGGAAAUUGGGAGGUUGCUUGGGAAUGAGAUUGUUUCUUGA